GAGGGAGGAGGGACGAAGCUGAGGGAAGAGAGAGAAGCUUCACCGAGCUUGCUUGGAGAGGGGUGUCGAGCUGUCCGUCUCUCCACUCCACCCACCAGAGCUACCUUGCGAGGGCAAAAUCUGCGGCCUCCUUUCCCGAGCCCGGUUGGAUGGAGAGGGACUUCCUGGCCGCGAUCGGCAAGGAGCGGCAGCAUCCGCAGCAGGAGAAGCCCGGCAGGGAGGAAUCAGCUUACUUCGGAGGAGUAGCAGGAGCUCCGGCGAUGGACUGGUCUUGCGCAGGCAAGCCCGGCGCCGCGCCGUCGUUGAUGUCGUUCCGGUCGGCGGCGAGGGAGGAGCCCGCGUUCCCCCAGUUCUCCGCCUUCGACGGCGCCAAGAACCCGGCUCCACGUAUCCUCACGCACCAGAGAUCGUUCGGCGCCGACAGCCUGCAGUCCGGCGCCGUGCACCGCGCGCAGCCGCCGCAGCAUGGGCUGAACGCGGCUAGAGUUAUUCCGGUCUCAUCGCCGUUCAACCAGAACAACCCUAUGUUCAGCGUCCAGAGCUCACCUAACCUUCCCAAUGGAGUCGCCGGAGUUGGUCCGUUCAAGCACCCUCCUUUCGCCAUGAACAACGCCUUGACCAAUUCUACCGUUGGUGUGUAUGGAACAAGGGAUGCCGUGAAGCCAAAGACGUCACAGUUGACUAUCUUUUAUGCUGGUUCUGUCAAUGUAUUCGAUAACGUCUCAGCUGAGAAGGUUCAGGAGCUCAUGUUCUUAGCUAGCAGAGGAUCUACUCCAAGCUCAGCCCCUGUGGCCCGUAAACCGGAGGCUUCUAUUUUCACUCCAACAAAAGUCACAGUACCUGAGGUUUCUCCUGCAAAGCAGAUGCUAUUUCAAAAACCACCGCAUGUUUCGUCACCUCCAUCAGCCAUCACCAAACCAAUCCCCCGUGUCUUGCAAGCUGCAACUCUCCUCAGGAGCGCCUCUAGCUGUAACCAUGAUCCCCCGGUGCCAAAAUCUUCCGUCCCAUUAGCUGUUCCUCCCCUAAGUCAGGCUCCUGCAACUCAGCCAGCAACACUGGCCACUACAACCGCAGCAGCUAUAAUGCCUAGAGCGGUCCCUCAAGCUCGAAAGGCGUCCCUGGCUCGAUUCUUGGAGAAAAGAAAGGAAAGGGUGACUACUGCUGCUCCAUACCCAUCAGCCAAGAGCCCGUUGGAGAGCUGCGACACAUUCGGGAGCGUGAGUGCCAACGACAAGUCAUCUUGCACGGACAUUGCUCUCUCAAGCAACCGCGACGAGUCGCUAUGUUUAGGCCAGCCCAGGAACAUCAGCUUCAGCCAAGAGUCUCCCAGUACAAAACUACAGAUCUGAUCUGGCCAUGCCCCCAAUGUCCAUAGACUUGUCCAGGCUGACUGAUGCGAAAUCAUAAAAUACCCUUUUUGCACUCAGGCAAGGGCUCGAGAGGAAGAGAUUAUAUAUGUUGUUGAUGAUCUUGUUUAUGAUGGUAUUUUGCCGUAUUAGUUGCUGCAACGCUGGCUUAGCUGGUGGUACCCCACAUAACUAACAAGAGAGCUGUCACUUGCAGACUCUUGAUUAUUUUUUGCCCUAGCACCAUUCAUUUUGCGAAAAGGAAAUCAAAUGUCAAUUUAGCAGUAUCAUAUUAUAGGCUUACAGAUUCUGCGCCUUGUAUGGCGAAAAACUGUACCAUUCUUGUUCUUGUACUGUGAACAUUAAAGCUGCAGAAUGCAAGAGCAGAACUUUAUUCUUGAUGA
Messenger RNA from Panicum hallii, 1750 nucleotides. Its product is annotated as protein TIFY 6b-like. Lineage: Eukaryota; Viridiplantae; Streptophyta; Magnoliopsida; Poales; Poaceae. The record is from RefSeq and is a predicted model, not a curated record. The transcript is spliced from 7 exons. Gene Ontology annotation, cellular component: nucleus. Gene Ontology annotation, biological process: regulation of jasmonic acid mediated signaling pathway; regulation of defense response; response to wounding. Bases 150 to 1349 code for a protein of 399 amino acids.